Molecule: messenger RNA, 924 nt
Organism: Orbilia oligospora ATCC 24927
Lineage: Eukaryota; Fungi; Ascomycota; Orbiliomycetes; Orbiliales; Orbiliaceae
Exons: 4
Coding region: 1-924 (307 amino acids)
Biological process (GO): regulation of translational initiation
Cellular component (GO): cytoplasm
Molecular function (GO): protein binding
Source: RefSeq, a predicted model, not a curated record
AUGUCCUCGUGUGAUAUCUCGCAGGAUUUACUCGACGAAAUCACAUCUAUUAAUUCAAUAUAUGCAGAGGAUACGCUAAAACUUCAACAGCCGCCUCAGGCUUCUAAUAUUGCUAAUUCUGGUUCUACUUCGUCGUCGAUCUACCGAAUAGAAGCCGGAGAAGCAGUUUGCAUUCUUUCACCUCCGUCAAGUGAAAUCAAUCCGCCUGUAUCAUUAACCAUUAAGUUCCCGAGAGACUAUCCGGCAUCCCCUCCGACUAUCCUGUCAGGGACUACCUUCGGAAAGGGAUUAAGCAAGGACGAGGUCACUCAGCUGUCUCGGGACGUAUUACACAAUGUGUGGCUUGAAGGUGUAGUGGUACUCUUCGACUUACUCGAAGGUCUAAAGGAGCUAUUGCAUAAAGACAGCAUUGAAGAUGCUGCGCCAAUCUCGCCUCCAGAAUCUGUCGAAGUACAAGAGAUAGUACCCGAUGCUAGUGGUACCGCUGCUGCGGCCGUGACAGUUGUCUCCUCAAUUCCAUGGACAAUUACGCCGAUUACCACAGUAUCAAAAUCUCAAUUUGUGGGCUGGUGUGUCCGGGUGACUUCGGCUGAAACAGCUAAGCAGCACAUCGCAGAACUCAUUUCCACCGACCGAAAAGUCGCUAGGGCGACUCACAAUAUCACUGAUAACGACGAUGACGGAGAAACUGCCGCCGGGUCUAGGCUUGGCCACUUGUUAGACAUGAUUGAUGUCUGGAAUGUUCUUGUUAUCGUAAGUCGCUGGUACGGCGGCAUUAAACUUGGGCCUGACCGUUUCCGAAUCAUCAACCAGGUUGCACGAGAAGCCCUCGUUCUUGGAGAGUUUAUUGAUGAACAUGGCAAUACCAAGGGCGACACCGGGGACAGCGGUAAAGGCAAGAAGAAGAAAGGAAAACAUCAUUAA